GUGUACACAGCACUCUGAACCGCCCAGCAAGGACACACAUUGCAAGGACACACAGUUCAGUACAGGCAGCACCACGUUGACAAGAUGCAACUGUUCGUUAUCUGCCUGCUGGUGGCCACCACGGCCGCGUUCACGAUGUUUGGCCCCCACAUCCGCAUCGUGCCGGGCCAGAAACCCAAUGAGAUAGUCCUGCACUUUCGCAAUCCGUGCAACAACAAAACCAGCACCACCACCCUAAAGCCGCCACCACCUCCUUGUCCUGCUCAUCCCACCACGCCCGCCUGUGAGCACCGCAUUACCAGUCCAGCACCGACGAAGCCGCAAUGUCCACAUGCCACCACUACUCCGCACAAUUGUGGUCAGGACACAACGAGCUCAAGGGCCACCACUCCAAGGCCCACACUAGAAACAACAAUCGGGACAACGUUAAAGACAACUCAGACACCAACACGAGGACCAACCACUCUGAAGCCAACAAAAGGCACGACGGCCAAGCCGACAACUUUGAAGCCAACUGAGGGAACGAGUGCCAAGCCGACAACUUUAAAACCAACCGAAGGAACGAGUGCCAAGCCUACAACUCUGAAACCAACUGAAGGAACGUCUGCUAAGCCCACAACUCUGAAACCAACCGAAGGAACGAGUGCCAAGCCAACCGAAGCCACUAGUGCCAAGCCUACAACUCUGAAACCAACUGAGGGUACAAGUGCCAAGCCUACAACUCUGAAACCAACCGAAGGAACGAGUGCCAAGCCAACCGAAGCCACUAGUGUCAAGCCUACAACUCUGAAACCAACUGAAGGAACGUCUGCUAAGCCCACAACUCUGAAACCAACCGAAGGAACGAGUGCCAAGCCAACCGAAGCUACGAGUGCCAAGCCUACAACUCUGAAACCAACUGAGGGUACAAGUGCCAAGCCUACAACUCUGAAACCAACUGAAGGAACGUCUGCUAAGCCCACAACUCUGAAACCAACCGAAGGAACGAGUGUCAAGCCAACCGAAGCUACGAGUGCCAAGCCUACAACUCUGAAACCAACUGAGGGUACAAGUGCCAAGCCUACAACUCUGAAACCAACCGAAGGAACGAGUGCCAAGCCAACCGAAGCCACUAGUGCCAGGCCUACAACUCUGAAACCAACUGAAGGAACGUCUGCUAAGCCCACAACUCUGAAACCAACCGAAGGAACGAGUGCCAAGCCAACCGAAGCUACGAGUGCCAAGCCUACAACUCUGAAACCAACUGAGGGUACAAGUGCCAAGCCUACAACUCUGAAACCAACCGAAGGAACGAGUGCCAAGCCAACCGAAGCCACUAGUGCCAGGCCUACAACUCUGAAACCAACUGAAGGAACGUCUGCUAAGCCCACAACUCUCAAACCAACCGAAGGAACAAGUGCCAAGCCGACAACUUUGAAACCAACCGAAGGAACGAGUGCCAAGCCUACAACUCUGAAACCAACUGAAGGAACGUCUGCUAAGCCCACAACUCUCAAACCAACCGAAGGAACAAGUGCCAAGCCGACAACUUUGAAACCAACCGAAGGAACGAGUGCCAAGCCAACCGAAGCCACUAGUGCCAAGCCUACAACUCUGAAACCAACUGAAGGUACGUCUGCUAAGCCCACAAGUCUGAAACCAACCGAAGGAACGAGUGUCAAGCCAACCGAAGCUACGAGUGCCAAGCCUACAACUCUGAAACCAACUGAGGGUACAAGUGCCAAGCCUACAACUCUGAAACCAACCGAAGGAACGAGUGCCAAGCCAACCGAAGCCACUAGUGUCAAGCCUACAACUCUGAAACCAACUGAAGGAACGUCUGCUAAGCCCACAACUCUGAAACCAACCGAAGGAACGAGUGCCAAGCCAACCGAAGCUACGAGUGCCAAGCCUACAACUCUGAAACCAACUGAGGGUACAAGUGCCAAGCCUACAACUCUGAAACCAACUGAAGGAACGUCUGCUAAGCCCACAACUCUGAAACCAACCGAAGGAACGAGUGUCAAGCCAACCGAAGCUACGAGUGCCAAGCCUACAACUCUGAAACCAACUGAGGGUACAAGUGCCAAGCCUACAACUCUGAAACCAACCGAAGGAACGACUACGAGUGCCAAGCCUACAACUCUGAAACCAACUGAGGGUACAAGUGCCAAGCCUACAACUCUGAAACCAACUGAAGGAACGUCUGCUAAGCCCACAACUCUGAAACCAACCGAAGGAACGAGUGUCAAGCCAACCGAAGCUACGAGUGCCAAGCCUACAACUCUGAAACCAACUGAGGGUACAAGUGCCAAGCCUACAACUCUGAAACCAACCGAAGGAACGAGUGCCAAGCCAACCGAAGCCACUAGUGCCAGGCCUACAACUCUGAAACCAACUGAAGGAACGUCUGCUAAGCCCACAACUCUCAAACCAACCGAAGGAACAAGUGCCAAGCCGACAACUUUGAAACCAACCGAAGGAACGAGUGCCAAGCCUACAACUCUGAAACCAACUGAAGGAACGUCUGCUAAGCCCACAACUCUGAAACCAACCGAAGGAACGAGUGCCAAGCCAACCGAAGCUACGAGUGCCAAGCCUACAACUCUGAAACCAACUGAGGGUACAAGUGCCAAGCCUACAACUCUGAAACCAACUGAAGGAACGUCUGCUAAGCCCACAACUCUGAAACCAACCGAAGGAACGAGUGUCAAGCCAACCGAAGCUACGAGUGCCAAGCCUACAACUCUGAAACCAACUGAGGGUACAAGUGCCAAGCCUACAACUCUGAAACCAACCGAAGGAACGAGUGCCAAGCCAACCGAAGCCACUAGUGCCAGGCCUACAACUCUGAAACCAACUGAAGGAACGUCUGCUAAGCCCACAACUCUGAAACCAACCGAAGGAACGAGUGCCAAGCCAACCGAAGCUACGAGUGCCAAGCCUACAACUCUGAAACCAACUGAGGGUACAAGUGCCAAGCCUACAACUCUGAAACCAACCGAAGGAACGAGUGCCAAGCCAACCGAAGCCACUAGUGCCAGGCCUACAACUCUGAAACCAACUGAAGGAACGUCUGCUAAGCCCACAACUCUCAAACCAACCGAAGGAACAAGUGCCAAGCCGACAACUUUGAAACCAACCGAAGGAACGAGUGCCAAGCCUACAACUCUGAAACCAACUGAAGGAACGUCUGCUAAGCCCACAACUCUGAAACCAACCGAAGGAACGAGUGCCAAGCCAACCGAAGCUACGAGUGCCAAGCCUACAACUCUGAAACCAACUGAGGGUACAAGUGCCAAGCCUACAACUCUGAAACCAACCGAAGGAACGAGUGCCAAGCCAACCGAAGCCACUAGUGCCAAGCCUACAACUCUGAAACCAACUGAAGGAACGUCUGCUAAGCCCACAACUCUGAAACCAACCGAAGGAACAAGUGCCAAGCCGACAACUCUGAAACCAACCGAAGGAACGAGUGCCAAGCCAACCGAAGCCACUAGUGCCAAGCCUACAACUCUGAAACCAACUGAAGGAACGUCUGCUAAGCCCACAACUCUGAAACCAACCGAAGGAACGAGUGCCAAGCCAACCGAAGCCACUAGUGCCAAGCCUACAACUCUGAAACCAACUGAGGGUACAAGUGCCAAGCCUACAACUCUGAAACCAACCGAAGGAACGAGUGCCAAGCCAACCGAAGCUACGAGUGCCAAGCCUACAACUCUGAAACCAACUGAGGGUACAAGUGCCAAGCCUACAACUCUGAAACCAACCGAAGGAACGAGUGCCAAGCCAACCGAAGCCACUAGUGCCAAGCCUACAACUCUGAAACCAACUGAAGGAACGUCUGCUAAGCCCACAACUCUGAAACCAACCGAAGGAACAAGUGCCAAGCCGACAACUCUGAAACCAACCGAAGGAACGAGUGCCAAGCCAACCGAAGCCACUAGUGCCAAGCCUACAACUCUGAAACCAACUGAAGGAACGUCUGCUAAGCCCACAACUCUGAAACCAACCGAAGGAACGAGUGCCAAGCCAACCGAAGCCACUAGUGCCAAGCCUACAACUCUGAAACCAACUGAAGGAACGUCUGCUAAGCCCACAACUCUGAAACCAACCGAAGGAACGAGUGCCAAGCCAACCGAAGCUACGAGUGCCAAGCCUACAACUCUGAAACCAACUGAGGGUACAAGUGCCAAGCCUACAACUCUGAAACCAACUGAAGGAACGUCUGCUAAGCCCACAACUCUGAAACCAACCGAAGGAACAAGUGCCAAGCCGACAACUCUGAAACCAACCGAAGGAACGAGUGCCAAGCCAACCGAAGCCACUAGUGCCAAGCCUACAACUCUGAAACCAACUGAAGGAACGUCUGCUAAGCCCACAACUCUGAAAUCAACCGAAGGAACGAGUGCCAAGCCAACCGAAGCCACUAGUGCCAAGCCUACAACUCUGAAACCAACUGAAGGAACGUCUGCUAAGCCCACAACUCUGAAACCAACCGAAGGAACGAGUGCCAAGCCAACCGAAGCUACGAGUGCCAAGCCUACAACUCUGAAACCAACUGAGGGUACAAGUGCCAAGCCUACAACUCUGAAACCAACUGAAGGAACGUCUGCUAAGCCCACAACUCUGAAACCAACCGAAGGAACGAGUGUCAAGCCAACCGAAGCUACGAGUGCCAAGCCUACAACUCUGAAACCAACUGAGGGUACAAGUGCCAAGCCUACAACUCUGAAACCAACCGAAGGAACGAGUGCCAAGCCAACCGAAGCCACUAGUGCCAGGCCUACAACUCUGAAACCAACUGAAGGAACGUCUGCUAAGCCCACAACUCUGAAACCAACCGAAGGAACGAGUGCCAAGCCAACCGAAGCUACGAGUGCCAAGCCUACAACUCUGAAACCAACUGAGGGUACAAGUGCCAAGCCUAUAACUCUGAAACCAACCGAAGGAACGAGUGCCAAGCCAACCGAAGCCACUAGUGCCAGGCCUACAACUCUGAAACCAACUGAAGGAACGUCUGCUAAGCCCACAACUCUGAAACCAACCGAAGGAACGAGUGCCAAGCCAACCGAAGCCACUAGUGCCAAGCCUACAACUCUGAAACCAACUGAGGGUACAAGUGCCAAGCCUACAACUCUGAAACCAACCGAAGGAACGAGUGCCAAGCCAACCGAAGCCACUAGUGCCAAGCCUACAACUCUGAAACCAACUGAAGGAACGUCUGCUAAGCCCACAACUCUGAAACCAACCGAAGGAACAAGUGCCAAGCCGACAACUCUGAAACCAACCGAAGGAACGAGUGCCAAGCCAACCGAAGCCACUAGUGCCAAGCCUACAACUCUGAAACCAACCGAAGGAACGUCUGCUAAGCCCACAACUCUGAAACCAACCGAAGGAACGAGUGCCAAGCCAACCGAAGCCACUAGUGCCAAGCCUACAACUCUGAAACCAACUGAAGGAACGUCUGCUAAGCCCACAACUCUGAAACCAACCGAAGGAACGAGUGCCAAGCCAACCGAAGCUACGAGUGCCAAGCCUACAACUCUGAAACCAACUGAGGGUACAAGUGCCAAGCCUACAACUCUGAAACCAACUGAAGGAACGUCUGCUAAGCCCACAACUCUGAAACCAACCGAAGGAACGAGUGUCAAGCCAACCGAAGCUACGAGUGCCAAGCCUACAACUCUGAAACCAACUGAGGGUACAAGUGCCAAGCCUACAACUCUGAAACCAACCGAAGGAACGAGUGCCAAGCCAACCGAAGCCACUAGUGCCAGGCCUACAACUCUGAAACCAACUGAAGGAACGUCUGCUAAGCCCACAACUCUGAAACCAACCGAAGGAACGAGUGCCAAGCCAACCGAAGCUACGAGUGCCAAGCCUACAACUCUGAAACCAACUGAGGGUACAAGUGCCAAGCCUACAACUCUGAAACCAACCGAAGGAACGAGUGCCAAGCCAACCGAAGCCACUAGUGCCAGGCCUACAACUCUGAAACCAACUGAAGGAACGUCUGCUAAGCCCACAACUCUCAAACCAACCGAAGGAACAAGUGCCAAGCCGACAACUUUGAAACCAACCGAAGGAACGAGUGCCAAGCCUACAACUCUGAAACCAACUGAAGGAACGUCUGCUAAGCCCACAACUCUGAAACCAACCGAAGGAACGAGUGCCAAGCCAACCGAAGCUACGAGUGCCAAGCCUACAACACUGAAACCAACUGAGGGUACAAGUGCCAAGCCUACAACUCUGAAACCAACCGAAGGAACGAGUGCCAAGCCAACCGAAGCCACUAGUGCCAGGCCUACAACUCUGAAACCAACUGAUGGAACGUCUGCUAAGCCCACAACUCUGAAACCAACCGAAGGAACGAGUGCCAAGCCAACCGAAGCCACUAGUGCCAGGCCUACAACUCUGAAACCAACUGAAGGAACGUCUGCUAAGCCCACAACUCUGAAACCAACCGAAGGAACGAGUGCCAAGCCUACAACUCUGAAACCAACUGAAGGAACGUCUGCUAAGCCCACAACUCUCAAACCAACCGAAGGAACAAGUGCCAAGCCGACAACUUUGAAACCAACCGAAGGAACGAGUGCCAAGCCAACCGAAGCCACUAGUGCCAAGCCUACAACUCUGAAACCAACUGAUGGAACGUCUGCUAAGCCCACAACUCUGAAACCAACCGAAGGAACGAGUGCCAAGCCAACCGAAGCUACGAGUGCCAAGCCUACAACUCUGAAACCAACUGAGGGUACAAGUGCCAAGCCUACAACUCUGAAACCAACUGAAGGAACGUCUUCUAAGCCCACAACUCUGAAACCAACCGAAGGAACGAGUGCCAAGCCAACCGAAGCCACUAGUGCCAAGCCUACAACUCUGAAACCAACUGAAGGAACGUCUGCUAAGCCCACAACUCUGAAACCAACCGAAGGAACGAGUGCCAAGCCAACCGAAGCCACUAGUGCCAAGCCUACAACUCUGAAACCAACUGAGGGUACAAGUGCCAAGCCUACAACUCUGAAACCAACUGAAGGAACGUCUGCUAAGCCCACAACUCUGAAACCAACCGAAGGAACGAGUGCCAAGCCUACAACUCUGAAACCAACUGAAGGAACGUCUGCUAAGCCCACAACUCUCAAACCAACCGAAGGAACAAGUGCCAAGCCGACAACUUUGAAACCAACCGAAGGAACGAGUGCCAAUGCCAAGCCUACAACUCUGAAACCAACUGAGGGUACAAGUGCCAAGCCUACAACUCUGAAACCAACCGAAGGAACGAGUGCCAAGCCAACCGAAGCCACUAGUGCCAGGCCUACAACUCUGAAACCAACUGAAGGAACGUCUGCUAAGCCCACAACUCUGAAACCAACCGAAGGAACGAGUGCCAAGCCAACCGAAGCUACGAGUGCCAAGCCUACAACACUGAAACCAACUGAGGGUACAAGUGCCAAGCCUACAACUCUGAAACCAACCGAAGGAACGAGUGCCAAGCCAACCGAAGCCACUAGUGCCAGGCCUACAACUCUGAAACCAACUGAUGGAACGUCUGCUAAGCCCACAACUCUGAAACCAACCGAAGGAACGAGUGCCAAGCCAACCGAAGCCACUAGUGCCAGGCCUACAACUCUGAAACCAACUGAAGGAACGUCUGCUAAGCCCACAACUCUGAAACCAACCGAAGGAACGAGUGCCAAGCCAACCGAAGCGACGAGUGCCAAGCCUACAACUCUGAAACCAACUGAGGGUACAAGUGCCAAGCCUACAACUCUGAAACCAACCGAAGGAACGAGUGCCAAGCCAACCGAAGCCACUAGUGCCAGGCCUACAACUCUGAAACCAACUGAAGGAACGUCUGCUAAGCCCACAACUCUCAAACCAACCGAAGGAACAAGUGCCAAGCCGACAACUUUGAAACCAACCGAAGGAACGAGUGCCAAGCCAACCGAAGCCACUAGUGCCAAGCCUACAACUCUGAAACCAACUGAUGGAACGUCUGCUAAGCCCACAACUCUGAAACCAACCGAAGGAACGAGUGCCAAGCCAACCGAAGCUACGAGUGCCAAGCCUACAACUCUGAAACCAACUGAGGGUACAAGUGCCAAGCCUACAACUCUGAAACCAACUGAAGGAACGUCUUCUAAGCCCACAACUCUGAAACCAACCGAAGGAACGAGUGCCAAGCCAACCGAAGCCACUAGUGCCAAGCCUACAACUCUGAAACCAACUGAAGGAACGUCUGCUAAGCCCACAACUCUGAAACCAACCGAAGGAACGAGUGCCAAGCCAACCGAAGCCACUAGUGCCAAGCCUACAACUCUGAAACCAACUGAGGGUACAAGUGCCAAGCCUACAACUCUGAAACCAACUGAAGGAACGUCUGCUAAGCCCACAACUCUGAAACCAACCGAAGGAACGAGUGCCAAGCCAACCGAAGCGACGAGUGCCAAGCCUACAACUCUGAAACCAACUGAGGGUACAAGUGCCAAGCCUACAACUCUGAAACCAACCGAAGGAACGAGUGCCAAGCCAACCGAAGCUACGAGUGCCAAGCCUACAACUCUGAAACCAACUGAGGGUACAAGUGCCAAGCCUACAACUCUGAAACCAACUGAAGGAACGUCUGCUAAGCCCACAACUCUGAAACCAACCGAAGGAACGAGUGCCAAGCCAACCGAAGCGACGAGUGCCAAGCCUACAACCCUGAAACCAACUGAGGGUACAAGUGCCAAGCCUACAACUCUGAAACCAACCGAAGGAACGAGUGCCAAGCCAACCGAAGCCACUAGUGCCAGGCCUACAACUCUGAAACCAACUGAAGGAACGUCUGCUAAGCCCACAACUCUCAAACCAACCGAAGGAACAAGUGCCAAGCCGACAACUUUGAAACCAACCGAAGGAACGAGUGCCAAGCCAACCGAAGCCACUAGUGCCAAGCCUACAACUCUGAAACCAACUGAGGGUACAAGUGCCAAGCCUACAACUCUGAAACCAACUGAAGGAACGUCUGCUAAGCCCACAACUCUGAAACCAACCGAAGGAACGAGUGCCAAGCCAACCGAAGCCACUAGUGCCAAGCCUACAACUCUGAAACCAACUGAAGGAACGUCUGCUAAGCCCACAACUCUGAAACCAACCGAAGGAACGAGUGCCAAGCCAACCGAAGCUACGAGUGUCAAGCCUACAACUCUGAAACCAACUGAGGCGACGAGUGCCAAGCCUACAACUCUGAAACCAACUGAGGGUACAAGUGCCAAGCCUACAACUCUGAAACCAACCGAAGGAACGAGUGCCAAGCCAACCGAAGCCACUAGUGCCAGGCCUACAACUCUGAAACCAACUGAAGGAACGUCUGCUAAGCCCACAACUCUGAAACCAACCGAAGGAACGAGUGCCAAGCCAACCGAAGCUACGAGUGCCAAGCCUACAACUCUGAAACCAACUGAGGGUACAAGUGCCAAGCCUACAACUCUGAAACCAACUGAAGGAACGUCUGCUAAGCCCACAACUCUGAAACCAACCGAAGGAACGAGUGCCAAGCCAACCGAAGCCACUAGUGCCAAGCCUACAACUCUGAAACCAACUGAGGGUACAAGUGCCAAGCCUACAACUCUGAAACCAACCGAAGGAACAAGUGCCAAGCCAACCGAAGCGACGAGUGCCAAGCCUACAACUCUGAAACCAACUGAAGGAACGUCUGCUAAGCCCACAACUCUGAAACCAACCGAAGGAACGAGUGCCAAGCCAACCGAAGCCACUAGUGCCAAGCCUACAACUCUGAAACCAACUGAAGGUACGUCUGCUAAGCCCACAACUCUGAAACCAACCGAAGGAACGAGUGUCAAGCCUACAACUCUGAAACCAACUGAGGGUACAAGUGCCAAGCCUACAACUCUGAAACCAACCGAAGGAACGAGUGCCAAGCCAACCGAAGCCACUAGUGCCAGGCCUACAACUCUGAAACCAACUGAAGGAACGUCUGCUAAGCCCACAACUCUGAAACCAACCGAAGGAACGAGUGCCAAGCCAACCGAAGCCACUAGUGCCAAGCCUACAACUCUGAAACCAACUGAAGGUACGUCUGCUAAGCCCACAACUCUGAAACCAACCGAAGGAACGAGUGUCAAGCCUACAACUCUGAAACCAACUGAGGGUACAAGUGCCAAGCCGACAACUUUGAAACCAACCGAAGGAACGAGUGCCAAGCCAACCGAAGCCACUAGUGCCAAGCCUACAACUCUAAAACCAACUGAAGGAACGUCUGCUAAGCCCACAACUCUGAUACCAACCGAAGGAACGAGUGCCAAGCCGACAACUCUGAAACCAACCGAAGGAACGAGUGCCAAGCCAACCGAAGCCACUAGUGCCAAGCCUACAACUCUGAAACCAACUGAGGGUACAAGUGCCAAGCCUACAACUCUGAAACCAACCGAAGGAACGAGUGCCAAGCCAACCGAAGCCACUAGUGCCAAGCCUACAACUCUGAAACCAACUGAAGGGACGUCUGCUAAGCCCACAACUCUGAAACCAACCGAAGGAACGAGUGCCAAGCCAACCGAAGCGACGAGUGCCAAGCCUACAACUCUGAAACCAACUGAAGGAACGUCUGCUAAGCCCACAACUCUGAAACCAACCGAAGGAACGAGUGCUAAGCCAACCGAAGCCACGAGUGCCAAGCCUACAACUCUGAAACCAACUGAGGGUACAAGUGCCAAGCCUACAACUCUGAAACCAACUGAAGGAACGUCUGCUAAGCCCACAACUCUGAAACCAACCGAAGGAACGAGUGCCAAGCCAACCGAAGCCACUAGUGCCAAGCCUACAACUCUGAAACCAACUGAGGGUACAAGUGCCAAGCCUACAACUCUGAAACCAACCGAAGGAACGAGUGCCAAGCCAACCGAAGCCACUAGUGCCAGGCCUACAACUCUGAAACCAACUGAAGGAACGUCUGCUAAGCCCACAACUCUCAAACCAACCGAAGGAACAAGUGCCAAGCCGACAACUUUGAAACCAACCGAAGGAACGAGUGCCAAGCCAACCGAAGCCACUAGUGCCAAGCCUACAACUCUGAAACCAACUGAAGGAACGUCUGCUAAGCCCACAACUCUGAAACCAACCGAAGGAACGAGUGCCAAGCCAACCGAAGCCACUAGUGCCAAGCCUACAACUCUGAAACCAACUGAAGGAACGUCUGCUAAGCCCACAACUCUGAAACCAACCGAAGGAACGAGUGCCAAGCCAACCGAAGCGACGAGUGCCAAGCCUACAACUCUGAAACCAACUGAGGGUACAAGUGCCAAGCCUACAACUCUGAAACCAACCGAAGGAACGAGUGCCAAGCCAACCGAAGCCACUAGUGCCAGGCCUACAACUCUGAAACCAACUGAAGGAACGUCUGCUAAGCCCACAACUCUGAAACCAACCGAAGGAACAAGUGCCAAGCCCACAACUCUGAAACCAACCGAAGGAACGAGUGCCAAGCCAACCGAAGCGACGAGUGCCAAGCCUACAACUCUGAAACCAACUGAGGGUACAAGUGCCAAGCCUACAACUCUGAAACCAACCGAAGGAACGAGUGCCAAGCCAACCGAAGCCACUAGUGCCAGGCCUACAACUCUGAAACCAACUGAAGGAACGUCUGCUAAGCCCACAACUCUCAAACCAACCGAAGGAACAAGUGCCAAGCCGACAACUUUGAAACCAACCGAAGGAACGAGUGCCAAGCCAACCGAAGCCACUAGUGCCAAGCCUACAACUCUGAAACCAACUGAAGGAACGUCUGCUAAGCCCACAACUCUGAAACCAACCGAAGGAACAAGUGCCAAGCCCACAACUCUGAAACCAACCGAAGGAACGAGUGCCAAGCCAACCGAAGCCACUAGUGCCAAGCCUACAACUCUGAAACCAACUGAGGGUACAAGUGCGAAGCCUACGACUCUGAAACCAACUGAGGGUACAAGUGCCAAGCCGACAACUGUGAAACCAACCGAAGGAACGAGUGCCAAGCCGACAACUUUGAAGCCUACUGACGGGACAAAGCCACACCGGACUUCUCAUAGGACGACAACCGAACAGCCGACAUCGGAGAAGACGACAACCGAAUCUCUCCCUCCGUUUAAUAUCUUUGAUGUGAUAACUGGAAAACCAUUAAGAAGCCCGCCCAAUAUUUCGUAAAGCAUCUGCACUACAGUAGUGAUAAGCUUAUUGAAUCCGUAAUGUAAAUUUUAAUUCUAAUAAACGGUCAACAACAUAACAAUUUUAAAGUUAGCUUAGUAACAUAUUAUUAGUAACCGAACUUUAAAACUGUAAUUACAAAUUGUAUUCCAAAGAUUCUACAAUAA
This is a messenger RNA of Drosophila teissieri, 12323 nucleotides long. RefSeq names its product mucin-17. The transcript is spliced from 12 exons. The coding region runs from base 85 to 12156 and encodes 4023 amino acids. The record is from RefSeq and is a predicted model, not a curated record. Lineage: Eukaryota; Metazoa; Arthropoda; Insecta; Diptera; Drosophilidae.